CUCAACCUCCUCCUUCUUGGCAAAACCGGAAAUGGCAAGAGCGCCACCGCCAACACGAUCCUCGGCUUCAAAGCCUUCGACUCCACAUCCAGCACCACAUCGGUCACCUCCAACGUCCAGUCGCAGAGGGCUACAUUCAACGAUCACGUCAUUCAAGUGGUGGAAAUUCCCGGACUCGCCGACACGAGAUCGAAAGCUGACGACGCCAUGGGCAUAGUCUCCGGGAAUUUGGCUUUGGCACUGCAGCAGUCCCCGGAGGGUUUCCACGCAGUGCUUCUGGUGCAGAGAUACGGGACCCGUUUCACCGAGGAGGAUUCCGCGAGUGUUGCCUUGCUGAAGAAAGCCCUGGGGGAGAGGUUCGUCAGGGAAUUUUGCAUCUUGGUGUUCACGUGCGGAGACCUUUUUGAAAUGGAUCCAGAGGAAUCGGGGAAAUGUUUUAAGGACCGGUGUAGCGAGCAGGUGGGGGAACUGUCACAACUGAUGCAAGACUGCGGAGAUCGAGUGGUACUGUUUGACAAUAGGGAUAAACGCAAGCAAGGGACGAAGUUGAAUGAGCUGAUCUCGCUGAUUGGAGAGCUGCAGUGUAUUCGUUACACGGGUAUCGAUUUUGAUGAUGCAAAAAAUUCGCGAGAACGAUAUAUCGUGGAAUUGAAUAUGCCCUCCAUUCGUGAAAACACGAACACCGAAAUAUUGAAAAUCAAUCAAAGAAUAGCAUCGAUUAGCACCUCCCCACUGCACGAACGGCUUCAGGAUUUGAAAGUCUUAUUAUCGACCGCGCAGUCGUUGGCUUCUUCCGUCGAUCAACAAGACAAAGGAACUGGUGCGCUCUCCGAGAUCAAAAAGUCCGUCGAGGCCGUCCAUCAGCGCAUCCAUGCUGACAUGCAAGCAGUCCAAAGGCAAAUGGAAGAAGAGGAGCGAAUU
Molecule: messenger RNA, 921 nt
Organism: Lymnaea stagnalis (great pond snail)
Lineage: Eukaryota; Metazoa; Mollusca; Gastropoda; Lymnaeidae
Source: the annotation of a GenBank genome assembly